AUGUGGGCAUUGUGCAUUGGAGCUUUGAUCAUUUUAAGCAUAACAAACUGGGUCUACAGAUGGAGAAAUCCCAGAUGCGACGGAAAGCUCCCGCCAGGUUCAAUGGGGUGGCCACUUCUAGGCGAGACCCUUCGGUUCUUCACUCCAAACACUACUCAUGACAUCGCUCCAUUCAUUAAAGAGAGAAUGAAGAGAUACGGGCCAAUAUUUCGUACCAGUUUGGUCGGUCGGCCGGUUGUAGUAUCAGCCGACCCAGAUUUCAAUUACUUCAUCUUCCAACAAGAAGGGCAUUUGUUCGAGAGCUGGUAUCCAGACACCUUCACAGAGAUCUUUGGGCGACAGAAUGUGGGUUCUUUGCAUGGUUUUAUGUACAGGUACCUCAAGAACAUGGUGCUCUAUCUCUUUGGCCCAGAAAGCCUCAAGAAGAUGCUCCCUGAAGUUGAGGAAGUUGCAAUUCGAAGGUUGAGGCACUGGUCGAAUCAGGACAAGGUCGAAGUAAAAGACGCAACUGCAAGUAUGAUAUUCCAUUUGACAGCAAAGAAGCUGAUAAGUCAUGACUCAGAGAGCUCGUCAGAGAAUCUGAGAGCGAAUUUUGAUGCCUUUAUAAAGGGUUUAAUUUCCUUUCCACUAGAUAUGCCUGGAACAGCCUAUCACGAAUGUCUCCAGGGCAGGAAAAAGGCAAUGAGAAUGCUGAAGAACCUAAUGCAAGAAAGACGAGCAACGCCCAGGAAGCACCAAAGUGAUUUUUUUGAUUAUGUCCUGGAAGAACUUAAGAAAGAGGGAACAAUACUCACGGAGGCAAUCGCUCUAGAUUUAAUGUUUGUGCUACUUUUUGCCAGCUUUGAGACCACGUCCUUGGCUCUUACGCUAGCCAUCAAGUUUCUUUCAGAUCAUCCUAGGGUGCUGAAGCAACUCACGGAAGAGCAUGAGGCCAUUCUCAGGAAAAGGGAUGAUGCUAGUUCCGGACUUUCAUGGAAGGAGUACAAAUUAAUGACGUAUACAUUUCAGUUCAUAAAUGAGACUGUAAGACUGGCAAAUAUAGUUCCAGGAGUCUUCCGAAGAGCACUAAGAGACAUCCAGUUCAAAGGAUACACCAUACCAGCAGGAUGGGCAGUUGUGGCAUGUCCACCAGCUGUACACUUAAACCCCACGAAAUAUGAAGAUCCUCUUUCAUUCAAUCCAGAAAGAUGGGAGGGAAUUGAAGUGAAUGGUGCAUCUAAACAUUUCAUGGCUUUUGGCGGUGGUAUGAGAUUUUGUGUUGGAACAGACUUCACAAAAGUCCAGAUGGCGGUCUUUCUUCAUUGCUUGGUUACUAAGUACAGGUGGCAAAUAAUCGAGGGAGGCAACAUUGUUCGAACCCCUGGUCUACAAUUUCCAGAUGGCUUUCACAUUCAGCUCAGGAAGAAAGAUGCAUUGAAUCUGGAAGAUGCAUAAAGCUCCAGAAUAGCAAAAUAAACACUUCAAAUGCAUGGCAUUGUCAUGUCUGAGCAUUGAGCGGGUGUAAACUGACGGAAUCGUACUGGCAUCCUCCAAUCAGAUUGCUUGAAGAGACG
This is a messenger RNA of Syzygium oleosum, 1553 nucleotides long. Its product is annotated as cytochrome P450 87A3-like. NCBI's taxonomy places the organism in Eukaryota, Viridiplantae, Streptophyta, Magnoliopsida, Myrtales, Myrtaceae. Gene Ontology annotation, biological process: sterol metabolic process. The transcript is spliced from 9 exons. Gene Ontology annotation, molecular function: monooxygenase activity; heme binding; iron ion binding. Bases 1 to 1434 code for a protein of 477 amino acids. The record is from RefSeq and is a predicted model, not a curated record.